AUGGCUUCCAACGGUGCCAAUGGAAUCCCCCACCAGAAACCGGCAUUGCCUUCUGUGUACAUUGUUGCGGCGGCGCGGACUCCUGUCGGCUCGUUCCUAGGAUCGCUGUCCUCGCUGACUGCCCCUCAAUUGGGAUCCCACGCCAUCAAGUCUGCCCUUGAAAGAGUGCCGGAGAUCAAGCCUCAAGAUGUGCAGGAAGUCUUCUUUGGCAACGUCCUGUCCGCCAAUCUCGGUCAAAACCCUGCACGUCAAUGCGCACUCGGCGCCGGCCUCGAAGCCUCGACGGUGUGCACGACGGUCAACAAAGUCUGUGCAUCCGGAGUCAAGGCGAUUGUGCUCGGCGCGCAAACCAUCAUGACGGGCAACGCCGACAUCGUUGUUGCCGGUGGUGCAGAAUCCAUGUCCAACUGUCCUCACUACGUCCCUAACAUGCGAACCGGAGUGAAAUUCGGGAACCAGACGCUGGUGGAUGGCGUGUUAAGAGAUGGUCUGACAGACGCGUACGGAAAACAAGAACACAUGGGGCUGCAGGGAGAAGAAUGCGCCCGGGACCAUGACUUCAACCGCGAACAGCAGGAUGACUACGCAAUCCAAUCCUACCAAAAAGCACAGGCUGCUCAAAAGGAAGGUCUAUUCGAUUUCGAGGUUGCCCCCAUCCAAUUGCCAGGCGCUCGGGGUAAGCCUGGUGUCACGGUCGACAAGGACGACGAACCGAAGAAUCUCAACGUUGACAAGCUACGGUCCAUCAAGCCAGCAUUUAUUCCCGACAAGGGGACGGUGACUGCACCGAAUGCCUCUCCUCUGAGCGAUGGCGGCGCGGCUGUUGUGCUUGUUUCCGAGGCCAAACUGAAAGAGCUCAACAUCAAGCCGCUGGCUAAGAUUCUCGGCUGGGGAGACGCCGCCCAGCAGCCCAACAAGUUCACCACUGCGCCCGCACUGGCCAUUCCCAAGGCCCUGAAACACGCUGGUGUCAGCCCGGACGACGUGGACGCCUACGAGAUCAACGAGGCCUUUAGCGUCGUGGCCCUCGCCAAUAUGAAGAUUCUCGGCUUGUCUGCUGAUAAAGUCAACCUCCACGGCGGUGCGGUUGCUCUCGGACACCCACUGGGCGCCUCGGGUGCGCGCAUCGUCACGACUUUGCUGGGGGUUUUGAAAGCUAAGAAGGGCAAGAUUGGCUGCGUUGGCAUUUGCAAUGGCGGCGGUGGAGCCAGUGCUUUGGUCAUCGAGUCCUUGAUGUGA
Molecule: messenger RNA, 1239 nt
Organism: Exophiala dermatitidis NIH/UT8656
Lineage: Eukaryota; Fungi; Ascomycota; Eurotiomycetes; Chaetothyriales; Herpotrichiellaceae
Product: acetyl-CoA C-acetyltransferase
Exons: 4
Coding region: 1-1239 (412 amino acids)
Biological process (GO): ergosterol biosynthetic process; fatty acid beta-oxidation
Molecular function (GO): acetyl-CoA C-acetyltransferase activity
Source: RefSeq, a predicted model, not a curated record